GUAGACAGUUGGAGCAGAACGACUAUCGUGAGGCACAAUGAGUCCCUUCAUCUGCAGUCUGAUCUACGGCCUCUCGGUCUUGUUGGUAGAAGUUUGUGGGACUUAUGAAGUUGACCCUGCUAAAGUAGCGGCGCAAAGUUAUGCGCAAAGAAGGACUGUUGCCCGACCACAAUUCCCACCACUGAGAACUCUAAACCCUGCAGCACAUGGUGUUAACUACGGGUAUAAUGGGUAUCACUAUCACCCCCAUCAACCUCACCACCAUCUGCACUACCACCAGCAGCCUCCAAACCUCCAGCAACCGCCGCCAAACUACAGCCAGACACCCAGGAUGUACACGCCGGUGCUCCUCCAUCGACCCUUUCCCCCUUUCUCGCCACCGGUUGUGCACCGUCGGCCCCAUCCCCUCUCCCCACCCCUGACACACCACCGGCCCUCGGCCCCCACCCCCCCGGCGGUGUACCACUGGUUCAAAGGCCCCGUGCGUCCCGGGGUUCACCACCAAUAUCAAAAGCCAGCGCCCCCUUUUAAGGGUGUGGUGCCUCCAGUGGCUUGCAACAAACUCCCCCUUGUCAUGCCACUGGUGACUGCCAAGCCAACUACAGUUCCCAUAGCACCCGUGACCAAUCCUCCUCCAACACCCACCCCAAUGUUAGAGACAUUUACUCUGCCAGUGGCCACUGUACCGCCGGAGACUAGUCCCCAACCAUCGACCACUCUGGCCCCGGUGACUUCACCAGUGGCGACUCUGCCACCGGUAACUCUUCCGCAAACGACCCUGGUUCCAUCAGAGCUACCGGUCAGUACCCAAAGUGGAACCAUCACAUCCGUCAGUCCUGUGGAGACAGCCACUGACAGUCAGUGCAGGAGCCGCCCGCUAGAUCUGGUCUUCAUCAUCGACAGCUCGCGCAGUGUGCGCCCUAUGGAGUUCGAGAAGGUCAAGAUCUUCCUGGCCGACAUGGUGGACACUCUGGACGUGGGGCCGGACGCCACUCGCGUCGCUGUGGUGAACUAUGCCAGCACAGUCAAGAUUGAGUUCCUGCUGAAGGACCAUCCAGACAAGGUGACCAUGAAGCAGGCCAUCACCCGGAUCGACCCCCUAGCGGCGGGCACCAUGACGGGUCUGGCCAUCAAGAAGGCCAUGGACGAGGCCUUCACCGAGCAGUCGGGCGCACGGCCCGUCUCCAAGGGCAUCUCCAAGGUUGCCAUCAUUGUGACGGACGGGCGCCCUCAGGACCAGGUGGAAGAGGUGUCGGCCGCCGCAAGGGCCUCUGGGAUUGAGAUCUACGCUGUGGGGGUGGACCGGGCCGACAUGCAGUCGCUGCGGCUAAUGGCCAGCCAACCGCUUGAUGACCACGUGUUCUACGUGGAGACCUACGGAGUCAUCGAAAAGCUGACCUCCAAGUUCCGGGAGACCCUGUGUGGUCUGGACCCCUGCACCAUGGGACACGACUGCGAGCAUAUAUGUCUGAACAGCAUCUCCUCCUAUUACUGCCAGUGUCGGGAAGGCUAUUUGUUGAACACGGACAAGAAAACAUGUUCCUUGAAAGAGGUUAAAGUUGAAGUGAUCCAGGACCCCUGCAAAUGUGAGGCUCGCCUGGCCUUCCAGAAACAGACUCAAAAUUCCCUUCAGGACCUUACUGCUCGACUCGCUGAAGUUACCAGGAAGGUGGAACAGCUGGAGAUCGCACUGGGUCAUGUCUAGACACACGAGGCAAGGGUUUACUUGGUCUGCUGAGCAUUCAACUGACCAUCACAUCUUAGGGAUCACUGCCAUCCAGCCAUCCCUGUAUUUACCUCUUGUCUCCGGAAAAGACCUCCUCUGCCCAUGGCUCCCCUCAGAGAGAGCUAGACAAAGACAGAAAGAAAGAAACCAUGUGCAUCCUAUACCUCUUUUUAAUCUGAUAUCAACACUGUAUUCCCUAAUUUGCAACCCGCCUUUUUAGAUUUGGAUCCAUUCGGAUCAGCUGGGGAUAUCAAAGCAUGGAUUAGGCUAUCACCAUUCAGACCCAAUGAAAGGAUGCAGAGACUCCCAAGAAUUUAUAUAUAGAGAAUUCUGUGUCUCACCCCCCUGCCCUCCUGAUUACUACAGAUUUGUUUUAAAAUAGAAAUCUGGAGGAGAAAAAAAAUCUAUGUAUUGUACUUCAGGGUAUAGUAGACAAUUAUUGUUUAAGCUCUAAUUAUGAGCUAUAAUUAUGUCAUUUCAUGACUAGCUAGCCUACCCUUUGUGUCUGUGUAGAGUAGAAUAAAAUUGGACUCUGUAAAAUAUGUAGCCUUUUUUUCCAUUAAAGUAGUCAGUUUGAUUGUUAAACCUUAAGUCUGCACUUGUCAUAUGUAUUAAUUCAGCUUAUUCGAUGUAUCAGAGGAACAAAGUGUUGUUUAUUUAUCAAGUAAUUAUUACUGAGUAAAGUGUUGUUUCAUUUGUUCGCUUUAGAGGAAAUCAUCAUUUUGGUUAGCUUUGAUUUUGGUCUGGUUUAUGAAACUGAAUUGACCUAAACUCUGACAGAAAGAGAUACAAUACUGUAGUAAUGUUAAAGUGAGUGGAAUAUAUAUCAAAGAUACAUUAUACCUGCUCCUUGACCUUUAUACAUAAAAAUGGAAAAACGUGAA
Alosa alosa (allis shad) is the source of this 2610-nucleotide messenger RNA. It is a transcript of the gene matn3a, whose product is annotated as matrilin 3a. The coding region runs from base 38 to 1705 and encodes 555 amino acids. The record is from RefSeq and is a predicted model, not a curated record. NCBI's taxonomy places the organism in Eukaryota, Metazoa, Chordata, Actinopteri, Clupeiformes, Clupeidae. The transcript has 7 exons. Gene Ontology annotation, molecular function: calcium ion binding.